AUAAUGAGCUAUUCAUCAGAGAAGUAUAGAGCUGGGUGAGUAAGAGUUUUGUUUAACACUUGAUUUUACGUGAUUCUGAAACAAUUCGAAAUAAUGAAUUUUCUUGUAUAUAUUUUUGUUAAGCAUAUUCUGCUCUUUCUCAGAGUCACUUUUCAAGUAUGAGAUUCUGGUUCAUUGUAGUUUGGUCAAUCACAGCUGGAAUUCAUUAUGAUUGCGCUGGUGAAAGUCCAUCGGUCGACGAAUAUGAGGCAUUGUUGGGAAAAUCCAUUUACGUACCUACAGAGGACCUCUUGGGGGCAAUUCCAAACGGUAUAAAGUUCUUGAAUAACGUCCCAAAGGAAUGUUACCGGAAAAUAAAGCGGCGUAAAAUAGUGAAAGAUCAGUCGUUCUUCGAAAACACCGGGCAGUUUUACAAGGGCAUUGCGACGACGACAAAUCUCCAUGCUGGGUAUGAAAGUAAAUUUACCCUUGGCUUCACUCUGGACGCGACAACCAAAAGCGUUAGCGGAAACAACCGUACGGUGAGUGGAACUUCAAUCAAUCUCGUCACCAAGUCUUACGAAUUGCAAAUUCAACCCAACUGCCUGUACGAGUCUGACCUUCAGGAGCGGGUAACCGACGAUUUUGCAGAACUCGAAACCGAAAUUUCCAAGCCAUGGUACAAAGAUUCAUGGAGAGAAUAUGAUGCAUUUUUGAAAACACAUGGCUCGCACGUGAUUACAACAGUAACGUAUGGUGCCAGUAUUAUUCAAUAUGCCUUUGCUAAGGAAUCAUCCGAGUAUAAGGCAAAGGACUUUACGGUCAAAGCCUGCUCGGCAUUAGCUGGAAAUGUGAACGCUAUUGUAAACUUGUCGUUAUCCGCUUGCGCUGGUGUCAAAAAGGAUGACGUUCAGAGUAUAAGCGAUGCGGAGAUGACGUCAACUAUUACGAUCCGCGGUGGAACUCUUGAGACGAGAAGCAAGCUUCUUUAUGACAGAACAAAGGAACUUGUUCUAAAAUUCCUUGAAGAAGGCGAAGAUAACGCCUCGCCAAUCGAGUUCAAGCUCACUCCAGUGUGGCAGGUUCUAAACGGUCACAAGAAUGUGAAAAAGGAAAAUCCGAAGAGAGUGGCCCAAGCCACAAACAUGCAAUAUUACUUCGACGGCUAUCUUAAUUUUGACUGUCCGUACAUACCAGCGGGUGAACGUGGGCCCAUUUUACAAAAGUUUGAGCAUGCUGAACGUUCGACACCGAAACAUCCCGUCUAUCAAUGCUCGCUUGCACCGCAGGGUUGCCACAGUGACCAUGAUUGUCACAGUCGUAUGGGUCGCAGGUGCGCAUGUUACGGAAAAUCUUGCGUUCGCCAUGAGAACGUCGAGCUGAGCAACGGAGGGAAGAAGACAACGGCCGUUCAUAACGAAGACAAGAAAGAUUUUUUGGAGCAAGGAUGUAAACGGAAGGUUCUCACUUGUGCUUGUAAGGCAGAGAGGCAGAAAAGAAAAGUGGUAUUUGAAAAUCUUCUCUUGAAGAAACGCUUGCAUAGUAAUUUGUUUUAUUAUUAAUCGGGUGUAAU
Messenger RNA from Dendronephthya gigantea, 1552 nucleotides. RefSeq names its product DELTA-alicitoxin-Pse2b-like. The transcript has 2 exons. The record is from RefSeq and is a predicted model, not a curated record. Bases 159 to 1541 code for a protein of 460 amino acids. NCBI's taxonomy places the organism in Eukaryota, Metazoa, Cnidaria, Anthozoa, Malacalcyonacea, Nephtheidae.